Centruroides sculpturatus (bark scorpion) is the source of this 1739-nucleotide messenger RNA. RefSeq names its product pre-mRNA-splicing factor SYF2-like. Gene Ontology annotation, biological process: regulation of transcription by RNA polymerase II. The record is from RefSeq and is a predicted model, not a curated record. Gene Ontology annotation, cellular component: Prp19 complex; post-mRNA release spliceosomal complex; nucleus. Lineage: Eukaryota; Metazoa; Arthropoda; Arachnida; Scorpiones; Buthidae. Bases 108 to 854 code for a protein of 248 amino acids. The transcript has 5 exons.
AUUACGAGAAAAUGGCGGACGUCGAAGCGAAAAACAAACGACAGGAAGCUCUGAAGAAAUUUAAAGAACUUCACAUGAGAAGGCAAUAGCGCGAAGUUUGAAGGAAGAUGGAAGGAAGAAGAAAAAGGAAACGCGAUUUUAUAGAAUCCUUCAUAGAAGAAGUAAGGAAAUAUCCGCAUUUGUACGAUAAGUCGCACAGAGACUAUAAAGACGCAACGAUGAAGAGAACGAUAUGGACCGCAGUGGGAGCGAAAUUCGGAAUGACCGAGGACGAGGCCGUGAAGAAGUGGCGGGUGCAACGAGACCGCUACAGGAGAGAGAGUCGUAAGAUAAACGAAAGUAUUUUGGACGGCACCGGAUCUAUCGAUAAAUACACGUCCGGUUGGGAACUGUUUCUCAUCAUGGAUAGUAUUUUAGGAAAAAAUCCUCUUCCGGAUGACAAAAUUAUCUCUAAAAAUACAGAUAUUUCAGAUGAACCGGUAGAAGAAAUACUUCCAGAUAUAAAGGAAACUCCCAAUAGUUACUUAUACCUGGAAGGAGCUAUUGAAGAAGAUAUAAGUAAUACUAUUCCAGAUUCUGGGAACAGCAUCAGAAAACAAAAAUUGGGGAAAAAGCAAAAAUGUGAUGAAGAUAAGAUCUUAAUCAAAGAGACAUUUUCUUUAUGUAAAGAAACAUCCAAUGAAUUUAGCAGUUAUAUCAGAGAUAAUAGCAAGAAAUUAGACAGAGUUGGUCAUUUCUGCGCUUACUUGGAAUGCAGGUUGAGGAAAUUCAAUGAAAUUGAACAGUUUGAAAUCAUGCACGAUAUUGAAAUACAGCUUUUAGAAAGAGAAAGUAAAAUAUAUGUAAGAAAAUAACAUAUUUUUAAUAAAAAAAAAAGUAUUGCUUUUAUCAAAUGAUUGUUUUUAUUUAUUCAUACUAAUUCAUUUUAUGUACAGAUAUGUGCCGCUUAACAACAGAGAUAUGUUUCGAAAAAUGUAUCAUAUGGCGUACAUCUUAGUAUGUUUAGACAAACCACAUAUUGUACUGUCUAGUAUUCACAUAGACAAUACGUAGCAUUUAUGUAUCUAAACAUAUGUAAACAUAGAAGAGGUAGUGGUGACUACAAAUUUCAUUUCAUUAUAAUCUUACAGGACUUUAUUGUAUGUGCACUCUGUCGUGAAGUGGUAAAUACCUUUAUAUAUACAGUGGGUAAUCGGUUAAUGAACAAAUCGGAUAAUGAGCACUUUCGCAAAAGAUUUUUAUGUUCGGACAACAGAUACAUGAUCGGAUAACGAACACCUCACAGAACAAAUACAAGAAGAAGCAAUGUAAAAUAAUGAAUACUGAUUGGUCUUCCCUUGUUUUCAGACAACAAUUCAAAACUUUUUGGAGUGCAGGAAAUGUUGACAUUUACACUCAACCCAGUAUAUACUGUUCAGAUAGCAUUCCUUCAAACUUUGAAACUCUCUCUUGUAAUUCCAGCCUUUUAUUUUUCUGGCAGAAACAAUUCUUUUAUAGUAUUUGUGAGACUGUUGAGCGGGCACUCAUUAAGUUUUGCGUAGGUUUUUAUUUUCAAAAGGUGAGAGUAUAAUAGCAAAGGUAGAGAGUGGGCAGAUGUCUGAUGUUGCUGGGUAGUAUGGCUUGAUCAGGUCGACAGUAGGCCGCAGUUCAAUCUUAUCUAAGUAAGAUACUGUAUUAUCAAGAAGACUCAAGCAGCUUAAGGAGUAACAAAAAAUCACAUCUGAGAAAUAAAGAACAUU